AUGAUCGAUAGAGUGACUUUUGAGAUGGCUCUUUUAGAAGUAUUACACCACGAUUACUUGACUAAGAUGGGCAUCGAGAACAAGAGUAAUAUAAAGCCCAAGAGUGGAGACAUUAAGAAGAAUAACAACAACAACAACAACAACAAUAAUAAUAAUAAUAAUAAAAAACAAAAUAAACAGGUUGCACCUUUGUCUGGAUCUCUUAAGGACAUUGAGAAAAGACGUAGACAGGUGUACAAGCCUGUGCUUGAUAAUCCAUAUACACAAUCUAACCUUUGGCCUUUUGUAGAGCCUGAAGUUUCUGAAACUCUUUUGGAACUUUUAUCACACCUUUUUUCAAAUGUGGGGAGCUACAAUAAGGUUGUAGCUUCGGGGAAAGAUAAACCAGAAUUUGUCAAGCCAGAAGAACCGGAGAUAUUACGUAAUGGGAUGACUUUAGGGUUCAAUUCUACUGUCGGUGCAUUAGAAAGACAAGCAAAGAAGACUACUGAUAUACUUAACGGGAAGACGGGCCAAGAGGAAAAUAAUUCGAAAUAUAUUAAGUAUGUUCUUGUGACAAAAUUUGACAUAACACCGAGUUUACUUGUUCAACAUUUCCCAGUUCUUGCCUGUACUGCGUCCAAAUCCAAAGAAGAUAGGGUAAAACUUGUACAGCUUCCUCGAGGAGCUCUGAAACGACUUUCGGACAUGUUGAACAUAUCGAAUGUCACCAUUAUAGGACUCACUAGUGACAUACGAGCAGCCCAAGGUGUAUACGAUUUGAUUGAUAAUAAGGUUGAUGAUGUAAAUGUUCCUUGGCUUGAACAAAUGCUUGCAGAAUGUUCAAAGGUUGAAUUCAGUAAGCCUGUUUUGAAGGUACUUUCAACCAGUGCCCCGAUUUUCCCAAAGAAAAACGAUCAAAAGAAGAAGAAUAAGGAGAGUAAGCAAGUAGAAAAUAAGGAAGAAGGAUCAAAAGAGCAAGAAAAGGAUAGUGACAUUAAGAAUAGUGGAAAAUGA
Molecule: messenger RNA, 996 nt
Organism: [Candida] anglica
Lineage: Eukaryota; Fungi; Ascomycota; Pichiomycetes; Serinales; Debaryomycetaceae
Source: the annotation of a GenBank genome assembly